Molecule: messenger RNA, 974 nt
Organism: Cryphonectria parasitica EP155
Lineage: Eukaryota; Fungi; Ascomycota; Sordariomycetes; Diaporthales; Cryphonectriaceae
Exons: 3
Coding region: 129-974 (281 amino acids)
Biological process (GO): positive regulation of DNA repair; negative regulation of glycolytic process; negative regulation of programmed cell death
Cellular component (GO): cytosol
Molecular function (GO): fructose-2,6-bisphosphate 2-phosphatase activity
Source: RefSeq, a predicted model, not a curated record
ACACUUGCUGAACAGCAAGAAGCCAUCAGUCCCUCCCAUGGUUGCCAAUAUGUGACACUUGUUUGUAUGCCAGAGGCGUGCACCCGCUACUAAUUGCAUAUUCCGCUCUUGAAAAAUUUCUGACGAAGAUGGCACUUCGCGUGUUUCUGGUUCGCCACGGCGAGUCCGUCGACAAUGUCGCUGGUCUUUAUGCAGGCUCUCGCGACUCGCCGCUGACCAGCCACGGUGUCCUGCAGGCGCAACGCCUCGGCGCCCACCUUGCUGCGCGCUCUGCUACCAUCGGCCCAGUCAAUUACAUCUUCGCUUCCAACUUGCGACGUGCUGUAAAGACUGCCGAAGCUAUUGCUGAGGCGCAGCAUGGGGUACAGGGGGUCAAUCGGGUGUUCGAGGUAGUCCAGGUGCCCAUGCUCCGAGAGAAAGACUUUGGCUCUGAGGAGGGGAUGCGCUUUGGCACCCGUGGCGCGCAGAAGACGGCCACAUCUAGUGCUUCUGCUUCUGCUGCUGCUGCUGCGGCCUGGGUUGAGACCGAGUCCCAACAGUCCAUGAGCGACAGGAUCAAUCGCUUCGUCGACGACUCGUUCGUGCAGACUGCCAUUCAAGCCACUGUUGACGAACAACCCGGCUCGAUUGCCAUCGUCGCUCAUGGUAUCAUUCUGAACGUCUUGCUGAGAUGCCUCCUCACCCGAUUUGGGCCCGAGGAGAUCCCUAGACUCGCUAGGCCGGGGACUGCACCAUGGAGGUCUGAAUGGCUCGCUGCAUGGUCCAAUACUGGAUACCUUGAGCUGGAGCUGCGAAUUCCUUCACCCGCUGGAGCUGACCUUGCUACCCCCGAAAUCCAGCUGUUCGUUAAGUCGGUGAACUCCGUCGACCAUCUACAGGGCUUGAAAAAGACCCGCGGUGGCAUUGGGAGUGCGGGAUUCGACGAGAAGCAGAGAACCAUGGAAUCUUUCUUCUCCCGUUCGACCGGCAAAUGA